AACAUAAAUUCAUCUCCCUUCACACUCACCUCCCACUCAGAUAAUAACACUUUACGUCUAUUCCUUGAUCAAACUACCAGCACACCCACGAUCUGCAAGCUCCAAUCUCAACAUCAUGGUGCAAGGAAGAUCCGCGGGCAACCCGCUCUGCGCGGGUUCCCUGUCACUCUUUAUGGCUACUUCGCUGCCAAAAGGAGAAGGGCAGCAACUGAAGAACCCUACCGAGGCUGUCGCACUUGCUGUACAUGCAGGUAUGCUUGCCGUGGGAUUUCGUCUAAUUGGACUGGGAGAAGACGACAGGAUAGAAGCAUCUGCAAAUGCAGAAGACCCACGCCCUCUACCAGCAGCAUGGAACGCCUCUUCCUCGUAUGCUUUUCGAUACGCGCACCCGCAAUCCGCCAUGGAGUACAUGAUCAACGUGAGUAAACGCGGAGUCAAAGCAAUGGUGGACGGUUUCGCAAUCGGGGACGACAACAUCAGACAUUUUGAUGUCGUAACGAAAGAAUACCUCUCCGAGUCUAUGCUCCCAAUCACCAUCUCAGAAGACACGCCCACAGAGCAAGCGGCGACCAAGCUACAAGACCUCUUCAUCUCAUCAGGACGGCUGAACGACCUUGGCGCACUAUUCAAAAUAUCCAUCGUCCAGAAACUCGCGCCCAGUAUACACAAGCCAGGCUACGAGGAGACGCGUACAGAUCGCGAACGCACACCCACUGCCGAGCGUCCGGCAUCACAGCAAAACCAGCCUCCCAAUCCACGCCAACCGCCUCGCGAUCCAGAACCUGCGCGCCCAUACCCGUACAACGAUCCCUUGGCUGCACAACCACAGCCAGGUCGACCGCUACCAGAACCCAUACCGGGCUUCGAGGACGAAUACGAGGUCAAUCGACCCGCACGCGGUGGUCUCCGCGACGACCGUUAUCCGGUGGGCAUAGGACACGACGACCUCUACCCGCAAGGUCUUGGGCCUAACGAUCCUCUCCGUCCACAUCUAGGCCCAGGGAUACCACGGCCAGGUGGAGGUUUUGGCGGCGGCAUGCAUCCCACCUUUGACGACCCGCUAUUCAGAGGUCAAGGCGGUCCGGGAGGAUACGACCCCAUGGCCCCUCCAGGCGCGCGAUACGACCCCAUCGGCCCUGGCGGUGCGCCGCGAGACAACCGUGGAGGACCCCGCUUCCCCGGUGGAGGAGGAUUCGGAGGAGGAUUCGGCGGAGCUGGGGGCAGGCCGCCGAAUCCGUUUGGCGGGUUCGGCGAUGGCGACUUUAUUUGAGGGGAAAGAAAAAGGAAUUGAGCGAGGAUAGGAAUCCCACGACACGACCAAGAACGGACACGACGAUCACGACCUCACGACUCGCAUGUCUAGUGUAGUACACCGAGCUUUCGACUGCGUCUGCGAUUUAUGAAUAUAGGAAGUAGCAUUAAAAUGCAUUCUUGACGUGCGUUGUGGCAUCACUGUAGGAGAGUUAGGUAGUACGCAAACAAUGCAUGAUCAAACACGAUAGUAGUAACAACAAGACCAACCCUGUUUGUC
Dothidotthia symphoricarpi CBS 119687 is the source of this 1531-nucleotide messenger RNA. RefSeq lists its product as uncharacterized. The record is from RefSeq and is a predicted model, not a curated record. Gene Ontology annotation, molecular function: endopeptidase inhibitor activity; proteasome binding. Gene Ontology annotation, biological process: proteasome-mediated ubiquitin-dependent protein catabolic process. The transcript has 2 exons. Bases 116 to 1270 code for a protein of 384 amino acids. Lineage: Eukaryota; Fungi; Ascomycota; Dothideomycetes; Pleosporales; Dothidotthiaceae.